UAUAAGAAAAGGCACUAGCUCUAUGCUGGCAGUUGUGUUCAUUUCAUUCUCAGUGGCUGCAAACGCUCCCAGCUUUGCCCAGAAUGAGCGCUCCAGGAGACCGCACUGUCCUUGUUCUGGGGGGAGCCGGAACAGUGGGCUCGGGAACUGUGAAAGUAUUGCUGGACAGAGGCUUCCGUGUGGUAGUCAUAUCCAGAGAUGCAGCCCGGUUGGAAAAACUGAAAAACUUUGUCCCAGCUGCCACUCGAUCUAGGCUUUCUACAUUGGUUGGAGAUGUUGUAAAGCCUACAGAUAAGACACAAGAGUUGAGGAGUUUUGUGCACGCUUCCCUGUGCUUUGUUAACAUUUGUUACACUGAACUAUCUUCAGGUUCCGAAGAGGGUGCAGAAGCAGCUAAAAAUGCUGUACUGCAGGCUGUUGGGAAAGUGACAGAUGUAGUGUCAUCCCUGGGUUUCAGUUGGUGGCAGGGUGGUCCUCCACACACUCAAACGCUCGAGGAACUGAAUAGGGUUCUGAAGACAUUGGUGAUAAGUACUUUCACGUCUUGGAAGGCAUUCUUUCCUUUGGUUAAAGAUGACGACAAGGGAUCAUACACAUUUAUUACUGGUGGCGCAGGGGAGCGUCUGUUAAUGCCUGGGACUGGUUUCUUGACUUUGGGAGCUGCAGGAGCUCUGGCAUUCUGUCAGGUGGUCAGAGAGGAGUACCCUGAUAUUCCAUGUAAACUGAAUGAGGUGAAACUUAACAUGGGAGUUGCAACACCAGACCGAAUUGCUCCUGGCUUUGUGAAUCACUUGGAUGUGGGCGAAGCAAUAGCCACUGUUUUGGAAAAGAAUUCUAUUUCACAUCAUGUGUUCUGUGUGAAUACCCCAGCUGAUCUCAAAACCCUGAUUGUGGAAGGGAAAGUCUGAACGUGAAGAUACUACAAGUUGGCAUGCCAAGUCAUCAUUCCAUUUUGCAUGUAUAGCUUAUUUUGAAGUCCUAUAACACUACAGUAGUGUGCACUUUUCCAAUAGAACCAGUGAUGUGUCUUUCAAUGUGUCUGCCUGAUCAUAGCACUGUGAGCUAAAGUAAGUUAAAUUUCAUAUUUAUCUUGGUGGUUUGUUUUUUUCUGUCACUAUGACAUUUAGAAAGCCCUAUGAAAACUUAAAAUUAAGAUGAAGUAAAUUUAUCUGUUGUGUUGUGCUAAAUAGCUUCAGAAACUGUACCACCUCACUACAUUUAUUCUCAGAACAUUCAAGUUCCAAACUAAUGUCAGGUAAAACACUAAAUUCACAUUUCACAAUUACAGGAAGUGGUAGAUGAGAGUAUAGUUUUAACAUUUAAAAUACAUUUGGACGGGUAGAUGAAUGGGAAAGGUUUGUUGUCUUGGAUUCUCCAGCAUCUGCAGUUCCCAUUAUCUCUGAAGGUUUAGAAGGAUAUGGGCUAAAUGCAGACAAAUGGUACUAGUUCAGUUUAGGAAACGUGGUUGGCAUUGAUGUGUUGAGCCAAAGGGUGUGUUUCUUUGCUGAAUGACUCAAUGGUUCAUUCUUUUGCUGUUAGUAUUAAUAACAGUGCUGACCAAAGUUUCAGUAAUUUUAUUCACACAUCAAAUAAGUCACUGCUGGAAGUAAAGCUGAAACUGAGUUCUACAAUGUUUGAGAUAACAAAGUGUAGAGCUGGAUGAACACAGCAGGCCAAGCAGCAUCUUAGGAGCUCCUAAGAUUCUAAUAUAAGAUUCAGUUUCUAAUAUCCCCUCUACAAUGUUUGAACAUUUUUUUGUGUGUUCAAAGAAAGCAGGCGGUGGAAGAUUGGCAUAUAUUGUUGGCGAGAAGGAUCUAUAAUUAAAGGAAUGAAUGUUGAAGAUUUUAUUUUUCUCUUUUAUUGUAGCAGAUGGCAUUAUCACAAUUUUGAUCUGUUUUAAAUCCAGUCACAACAAUGUGGUCCAGGUUUGAAUAGUUGUGAGCCACACAUCAAUUAAUUAGAGUAAUUUUCACUCGAGUGUCAGGAAUGCAUUGUUCCUCAUGUUGAUUUUGUAUUCACCUGCUGAAGGUGAACACUCGAUGGACAGUAAAAUCAUGUCUAAUUCCUCUAGCAUUUUUAAUCCCAAUCUCCAAGGGGUUUGAGGAUAUCAGUGUUGUUCACUAUGUAAACAAUCACUGUUAAUUUCUAAUAUUGAGCUUUAUUCAAGAGUUUUCAUAAUAGAAUGUCUAUUGCACAUAACAGGAAACUUUGCCAAUAGUUAGAGAUCUAUGGCCAACUUGCUUAAUUACUAUUGCCUAUGAAUGUUAAUCAAUAGUCUGUAAACAUGCUUAAACUGAUUAUUAGUUAAUUGCCUUUUUUGGAAAAUAAGAAACUGACUAUGAACCAUUGAAUGAUUCAUUUGUGUCUUUUAAAUCUGAUUUCAGAGACUUGGGGAAAAACAUUGUCCCUCACAUCACUACAAAGAGCUUACUAAAUCAUGUUACUGUUACACAAAUAAAAUUUCGAAUAUGGCUUGAAGAAUUUCUUUUACCUUAAAGCAAAGCACGUUUGCAACAAACUAGUGAUCUUUUUGGACAACCCAAUGGUUAUCAUUAUUUUGUAUCACUUAGCUCCUGAAAAUUUUAAGGAAGAGCAAAAUCGGGGAAUCCAGAAUCGAUGUGUAUGCUAUUUCUAAGGCUAUAUUGUAUCAGUAAUUAUUCAAACUGAACAAGCCAUCAACAAAUUUAGAAACAAUCCAAAAAUAUAUACAAUGGGAGAAAUUCAUGUUAACAAAUAGGUUAAUAGUUAUUUCUGGUCAGGAAGGAACAUUUGGUUUUACUAUUCUAAAGAUGUAGUUUGGAUUAAUAAGGUUAAAUCUUUGAAAGGCACAUCAUUCCUUUCAGUAUUUUGUAAUUUUAGUAUCAAAGUAAGAUGCCCACUACUUCAGUAACCCUAUAGGACUUUGGCUAUUUGCCUUUCUUAAUGUGAGCUGUGUUUAGCUAACAUUACAUAUUCAUCACAGCAGAUGAAUAUUUAAUUAAAUGUUGUUUGGUAAUUUUAAAAAAUAAUGUAGCUAAUGUUCUUCAUUGUUGAUGUAAAUUGCUAUUUGUCAACUUUGU
This is a messenger RNA of Stegostoma tigrinum, 3059 nucleotides long. RefSeq lists its product as uncharacterized. Gene Ontology annotation, biological process: fatty acid beta-oxidation. Bases 84 to 908 code for a protein of 274 amino acids. Lineage: Eukaryota; Metazoa; Chordata; Chondrichthyes; Orectolobiformes; Stegostomatidae. Gene Ontology annotation, cellular component: mitochondrion. The record is from RefSeq and is a predicted model, not a curated record. The transcript has 6 exons. Gene Ontology annotation, molecular function: 2,4-dienoyl-CoA reductase (NADPH) activity.